This is a messenger RNA of Carya illinoinensis, 1782 nucleotides long. Its product is annotated as protein DETOXIFICATION 41-like. Gene Ontology annotation, molecular function: xenobiotic transmembrane transporter activity; antiporter activity. The record is from RefSeq and is a predicted model, not a curated record. Gene Ontology annotation, cellular component: vacuolar membrane. The transcript has 8 exons. NCBI's taxonomy places the organism in Eukaryota, Viridiplantae, Streptophyta, Magnoliopsida, Fagales, Juglandaceae. Gene Ontology annotation, biological process: xenobiotic detoxification by transmembrane export across the plasma membrane. The coding region runs from base 73 to 1590 and encodes 505 amino acids.
UUCAGCUCACUCAAAAUAUCAAGUGAGUGUGCAAAAAAGGCUGUUAAACGCUCAUUCGUGGGGCUGCGAACCAUGGGGUCUGCAGAAUACCAGCCGCUAUUGCUUGGGCUCGACUCACACGCUCGGAUUCCCGACUUGUCUUCCAUCGCAAUCGAAGAGUUCUUAGAGCACCGACCUGUUGCAAGCCGAUGGUGGCCUCGGUUAGUGGGGUGGGAGUCGAGGUUACUCUGGAUUCUCUCAGGGGCAUCGAUUAUUGUUUCCAUAUUCAAUUAUAUGCUAAGCUUUGUGACCCUGGCUUUUGCUGGGCACUUGGGAUCGUUGGAGCUUGCUGGGGCCUCUAUUGCUAGCGUUGGAAUUCAAGGUCUCGCUUAUGGGAUUAUGUUGGGUAUGGCCAGUGCUGUGCAAACUGUCUGUGGACAAGCAUAUGGGGCCAAGAAAUACGCUGCAAUGGGUGUCAUAUGCCAAAGAGCAAUAAUUUUGCACCUGGGAGCAGCAGUUCUCCUUACUUUUCUAUAUUGGUUCUCCGGCCCAAUCCUAGUAGCAAUCGGGCAAUCUGAGAGCAUAUCUGAACAAGGCCAGAUUUUUGCGCGCGGGUUGAUACCCCAACUGUAUGCCUUUGCAAUUAGCUGCCCGAUGCAGAGGUUUCUCCAAGCACAGAACAUUGUAAAUCCUCUCGCAUACAUGUCUGUUGGGGUAUUCCUCGUCCAUAUUGUACUAACAUGGCUAGUAGUUUACGUUGUGGACUACGGGCUUUUGGGUGCUGCUCUGACGCUAAGCUUCUCUUGGUGGGUUCUGGUCAUUUUAAAUGGGCUUUAUAUUCUGUUAAGCCCCUCUUGCAAGGAAACUUGGACUGGUUUCUCAAUCAAAGCCUUCAAAGGAAUCUGGCCUUAUUUCAAGCUUACUGUAGCUUCUGCUGUCAUGUUGUGUUUGGAGAUAUGGUACAACCAAGGAUUAGUACUUAUAUCAGGGCUCCUCCCCAAUCCUACAAUCUCACUGGAUUCUAUUUCUAUUUGUAUGAAUUACUUGAACUGGGACAUGCAAUUCAUGUUGGGCCUCAGCGCAGCAGCCAGUGUCCGAGUCAGUAAUGAGCUUGGAGCAGGACAUCCAAGGGUUGCAAAAUUUUCAGUACUAGUGGUGAACGGAACCAGCAUCCUCAUUAGCAUAGUUUUCACCAUAAUUGUUCUAGUAUUUAAAGUUGGAUUGAGCAAACUCUUUACAACUGACACUGAGGUUAUCGAGGCAGUGUCAGAGUUAACUCCAUUGCUUGCCAUUUCUGUUUUCUUAAAUGGCAUUCAACCUAUCCUCUCAGGAGUGGCAAUUGGGAGUGGAUGGCAAGGUGUGGUUGCUUAUGUUAACCUCACCACAUACUACAUAAUUGGUCUUCCAAUUGGAUGUGUUCUUGGCUUCAAAACAAGUCUUGGAGUAGCAGGGAUUUGGUGGGGCAUGAUUAUUGGAGUUCUUUUGCAAACGUUAACUCUAAUUAUUCUAACGGCCAGAACAAAUUGGGAUGCUGAGGUUAAAAGGGCCGCGGAGCGGUUGAAGAACUCUGCAGAUCAAGAAGAUGCCUUGGAUUUGGUGUCCGACAUAUAAGACGUUUCAAUGAUCUAUGUAUGCAUCAGUUGACCACAAUUUUGGGGCUGUGACAGGCCCCUUCUUUUUUUUCUUUUCUUACAAAGCUUCACCUAUAUAGGCCUUAGAUUUCUCCCUCUGUUGAAUUUUGUAGUAAUCCCGAAUAGCAAAUUUUGGUAGUCGAAGAAAGAAAAUCGCUCUUGCUCUAUGCCA